GUCAUUUCCGGCAGACGCUCUGCGUCGUUUGCGUCGUCACUUCCUGCCGAUACCGGUGUGGAGAGUGCGGGUCGCGGCUGCCCGGUUCUCCUGUUCUCCCCCUCCCCUACUUUUCCUCCCUCCCUCCCUUACCCUCCCUCGGCUACGGUGGCUCACCGGUGGCUCACUCCCUGACCCCUCCCUAACCCCCUCCUGACCUCCUUGCCGCCGGAUUGGCCUCCUUUCCCUGAUUUCCCGGCCCAGCCCCGGUGUCAGGGCGGGGGCCUUGAGGAGCCUGAGGCGCUGCAGCUGCGGAGAGAAAAGACGACGACGACCCUCCGCUCCCCAAUCCGGUCGCCGCCAUGGCAAUGAGGCAGACACCGCUCACUUGCUCCGGCCACACGCGGCCCGUGGUUGAUCUGGCCUUCAGUGGCAUCACGCCUUAUGGGUAUUUCUUAAUCAGCGCUUGCAAAGAUGGUAAACCUAUGCUACGCCAGGGAGAUACAGGAGACUGGAUUGGAACAUUUUUGGGUCAUAAAGGUGCUGUUUGGGGUGCAACAUUGAAUAAGGAUGCCACCAAAGCAGCUACAGCAGCUGCAGAUUUCACAGCCAAAGUGUGGGAUGCUGUCUCAGGAGAUGAAUUGAUGACCCUGGCUCAUAAACACAUUGUCAAGACUGUGGAUUUCACACAGGAUAGUAAUUAUUUGUUAACUGGGGGACAAGAUAAACUAUUACGCAUAUAUGAUUUGAACAGACCUGAAGCAGAACCUAAGGAAAUUAGUGGUCACACCUCUGGUAUUAAAAAGGCUCUAUGGUGCAGUGACGAUAAACAGAUUCUUUCAGCUGACGAUAAAACUGUUCGACUCUGGGAUCAUGCUACUAUGACAGAAGUGAAAUCUCUAAAUUUUAAUAUGUCUGUUAGUAGUAUGGAAUAUAUUCCUGAGGGAGAGAUUUUGGUUAUAACUUAUGGACGAUCUAUUGCUUUCCAUAGUGCAGUAAGUUUGGACCCAAUUAAAUCCUUUGAGGCUCCUGCAACCAUCAAUUCUGCAUCACUUCAUCCUGAGAAAGAAUUUCUUGUUGCAGGUGGUGAAGAUUUUAAACUUUAUAAGUAUGAUUAUAAUAGUGGAGAAGAAUUAGAAUCCUACAAAGGACACUUUGGUCCUAUUCACUGUGUGAGAUUUAGUCCUGAUGGAGAGCUCUAUGCCAGUGGUUCUGAAGAUGGAACAUUGAGAUUAUGGCAAACUGUGGUAGGAAAAACAUAUGGCCUCUGGAAAUGUGUGCUUCCUGAAGAAGAUAGUGGUGACUUGGCAAAGCCAAAGAUUGGUUUUUCAGAGGCAACAGAAGAAGAGCUAGAAGAAAUUGCUUCAGAGAAUUCAGAUUCCAUCUAUUCUUCAACUCCUGAAGUUAAGGCCUGAGCAUCAAGCAUGUGCCACAGAUAGUAUACAACUUAUGGACUAAAGUAAACAAACAGAGAAAAGCAUCAGCCUUCCAGAGUUACUCUCUGCUUAAGGAAAACACAGACAUAAAUAAUGGGGAAUAUACGAAUAGCUCCAGUGUUGGAACAACUAACUUGGCGUUACCUGUAAGUGAAAACUCAAGAGUAUCAGAUGAAUGCAGGUGGAGUUAUGCUCUUGUAUGAUGGCCUGUUGUCUUUUUAAAAAUGAAUGUGUGCAAGCCAACAUCCAAUUUCUCAUAUUACAGUUAGAUUUCUUGUAGCUGUUUAUGUUAUUAUGGAGAAGAAAAAUAUAUUGACUUAUUUUUCUGACUUUUCCAUUAAAGCAGAAUGCCUUUUUUUGUUGUUUUUUGCUUUAGUCAUAAAGAAGAGGGAAUACAUGAUAAAGUAACGGGUUUGAUUUCUCUUUCAUUGUACACUGCUUCUGAACAUCUAAUUGUUUUUAGUUGUCUAAAUAAAAUGCCUUUAAAACAAAA
Molecule: messenger RNA, 1908 nt
Organism: Nycticebus coucang (slow loris)
Lineage: Eukaryota; Metazoa; Chordata; Mammalia; Primates; Lorisidae
Gene: STRAP
Product: serine/threonine kinase receptor associated protein
Exons: 10
Coding region: 342-1394 (350 amino acids)
Biological process (GO): spliceosomal snRNP assembly
Cellular component (GO): SMN complex
Molecular function (GO): protein binding; RNA binding
Source: RefSeq, a predicted model, not a curated record